Lactuca sativa (garden lettuce) is the source of this 888-nucleotide messenger RNA. Lineage: Eukaryota; Viridiplantae; Streptophyta; Magnoliopsida; Asterales; Asteraceae. The record is from RefSeq and is a predicted model, not a curated record.
AUGCCAAAAUAUGCAAAAUUCCUUAAGGAAAUUCUCACGAAUAGAAGGAAGAUAGAGGAAGUGAAAAAGGUAGUUCUUAAUGAAAACUGCUCAACUACCAUGCUAAAUAAGCUACCAAAGAAGAAGGGUGACCCGGGGAGUUUAACUUUGCCUUGCCAAUUUGGUAACUUGGCUACCAUUCAUGCUUUGGCCGAUUCGGGAGCAAGUGUAAAACUCAUGACAUAUUCAUUCUUCAAGAAGCUGGAUCUCCCAGAACCAAGGCCAAUUCGUAUGGCGAUUCACUUAGCAAACAAGAAAGUCACUUUUCCAAGAGGCAUAUGUGAUGACUUACUGGUCAAGGUGGACAAGUUUGUAUUUCCCGCAGAUUUCAUAAUUCUAGAUAUGCAGGUGGAUCCUCAAGUCCCGAUCAUCCUUGGAAGACCCUUCCUCAACACUGCAAGUGCUAUAGUAGACAUGAGGGACUCGAAGCUUACUUUAUGGGUAGGAGAUGAUUCAGUCACUUUUGGGGUUGAUCAAGCUAUGAAGUAUGCAAGGAAUAGUUAUGACAUGGCAUUCACAAUUGACAUGCUUGAUAAAUUAAUGGAGAAAUGCAAAAGUGAAUAUCCCAACAAGUCCACAAUUUUUGAUGAAGAAUUUGAUGCUGAAAAAGACUUAAUGGAGAUCGAGAGGCUGCUGGAAGAAGCUGAGUUUGAAGAAUUGAUGAAACAAUCUGACAGAUCAACUCGCCGAGUAGUGCCGAUCUACUCGCCGAGUCCAAGCGAAGGAAAAAUGGAAUUCGUGAAUUCAGCUGCAAACUCGCCGAGUCCCUUACCUGCACUCGGCAAGUACAACCAACAGAACCCAAAAACCGAGCUCAAAACGUUACCAAAUCUAAAAAGGAAGAACUAG